AUGCAGCCAGCGUGGGUCGGCUGCCUAGCCCUCCACGUCAUCGUCUUAUCUCUCCUACCCACUCUCCUGGUGCGUGCGGGCGACGUUCCUGGCGAGGCGGAGUCGCUACCGGGAUGGAAGGGCGCCACCUACGUCCUACCGCCAGGACUUCGGGGACGGGAGAGGGACGCGGCGAAUGAGAGCCCUGAGCUGCCGGAAGCCGGGCUUGCGCAGGGAGAUCAGCAGAGGAGGCAGCGGACGGAAACUGAAACGCAACCACAGGCAACUGAGUCGUUGGGACAAGGUGACUCUAACGGGGGAGGAGACUCUAGCGGGCGCGCGAUUAUUCAGCUGUCGGCGGACGAGCCGCGCGCGCAUCUGUUCAAGCGGUUCCUGACGGAUGAAGAGUGCGACCACAUCAUCUCUCUCGCCGAGCCCUCGCUCGAAAGAUCGACGGUGAUUGCGGCGGCGAGCAGCGGCAGCGAGGUGAGCGACAUUCGCACGAGCUUCGGGACGUUCAUCGACAAGGCCGUAGACGACGUGAUAGCGCGCGUCGAGCGCCGCAUCGAGGCGUGGACGCACCUGCCCGUGUCGCACCAGGAGGCGCUGCAGGUGCUGAGGUACAACGUGGGGCAGAAGUACGUCCCCCACCACGACUACUUCUCCGAUCCACCGGAGACGCUGCAGGGAGGGCAGAGGCUGGCAACCGUGCUCAUGUACCUCAGCAACGUGACCCUUGGGGGGGAAACAGUCUUCUCCAAUGUCCCUGACCCAACUCCCAAGGACCAUUCUUGGUCCGAUUGUGCCAAGGGUUACUUGGCAGUCAAGCCCGUAAAAGGGGACGCGUUGUUGUUCUUUAGUAUGCACCCGGAUGGGACUCCGGAUGAGGCGAGUAUGCAUUAUGCGUGCCCGGUGGUGGAGGGGGUGAAGUGGUCGGCACCCAAGUGGAUUCACGUGAGGGAGUUUGAUGUGCCUGGGGAGGAGGGCGAUCCGAAUGUGUGUGCGGAUUCGAAUGGCAUGUGUGCAGAGUGGGCGGCGGCGGGGGAGUGCGAGAAGAACAGCAAGUAUAUGGUUGGGGGGAAGAGGUUCGUGGGGGCGUGCAGGAAGGCGUGUGGCGUGUGCACAACCGACAGCACCAAUGGGACUGCUGCUGGCGGCGAGGCUGUGCAAAGAGCUGUCUCGUAG
Closterium sp. Naga37s-1 is the source of this 1164-nucleotide messenger RNA. Lineage: Eukaryota; Viridiplantae; Streptophyta; Zygnematophyceae; Desmidiales; Closteriaceae. The record is from the annotation of a GenBank genome assembly.